UAAACCCGCAACAGUAAAAUCAGUCUGUUUAUGCAGUAAAGCAUACUUGCUAUACUCACUGUGGAACCUAAGUGCUGCAUUCUUGCAGCCAUUGAGAACUACUGAGUGAGCUGUGAUUGGUCACAGCUUGUCACAUGGUACAAGGCUGUUGUGAUCAUUCACAGAUUUCACACAUAGUAAGCAAUGAUGUCACAAAUGACAUCUUGCUUACUACUCUGCAUGUGUUCACUGAUUGGCCAAUCACAUGAUCGGGACCUCGUACAGAUGAUCGGUGUUCCAC
Molecule: messenger RNA, 280 nt
Organism: Staurois parvus
Lineage: Eukaryota; Metazoa; Chordata; Amphibia; Anura; Ranidae
Source: the annotation of a GenBank genome assembly